Colletes gigas is the source of this 10279-nucleotide messenger RNA. RefSeq lists its product as uncharacterized. NCBI's taxonomy places the organism in Eukaryota, Metazoa, Arthropoda, Insecta, Hymenoptera, Colletidae. Gene Ontology annotation, biological process: transmembrane transport. Gene Ontology annotation, cellular component: membrane. The record is from RefSeq and is a predicted model, not a curated record. Gene Ontology annotation, molecular function: ATP binding; ATP hydrolysis activity; ABC-type transporter activity. The transcript has 32 exons. The coding region runs from base 542 to 9067 and encodes 2841 amino acids.
GAAGAGCCAAGCAAGGAAAGCCGAGAACUGGUAUUCAGUAGUGGUGCAGGCUUUGCGCUGAACACGCAUCUGUUGUUCGGUUUCUUCGUGCGUGUUCCUCUCUUGUCGCAAGACAUUAAAUUCUAUCCGCUACAGCAUGUGACACGCGUACGCGACACAUAUUCUCGCAUACAAACUGCACAGAAGCACAGAAAGUGCUGGGCCGAUGCAAGUCUUAUUCUGGUGCUCGACGCCGUCAAGGAGGAGAGGCAAAAGGGUCUCCGUAUCAGAAUCAGAAAGCCACGUUUAGAUGGGACCAACGUCGAAGAAGAUUCUGUGAUACCUAUCGAGAUUAAUCCUUUAUCUGUGCCGUGGUGUAAAUUUUCAAGUGAUAGGGCAAUUAACGCGCUAAUAUAAGAAUAGUUUACGUUUCUUAAUUUUCUCGCGAGUGCACGUGAUUUCCGAGGACGAUCGAUUAAACGGUUUUCUGAUUCUGUGAUCAAAAGUGUCGUACCGAUCUUGUAAUCGCUCAAAGGCGAGUUAAUGCAGCGCACCGUGGAAAAUGGAAUCGAGCAACGUCAAGUCAAACUCUAACCCCCGAGAAAAGGCCAACUUUGUGUCGGUCUUGUUGUGGUGGUGGACUAUAGGCUUGUUCAAGACAGGCUACAAAAAAGUUUUGCAAACGGACGAUUUAUACGAUCCCUUGAAGACCGACCGAUCGAACGUUCUUGGGGAUAGGCUAGAAAAACAAUGGAACGUCGAAGUAGACAAGUCGAAGAAGGGCAAAUAUCGGCCCAGUCUAUUGAAGGCCAUUUUUCGCACCUUCCUAUGGGAAUACUUCUUACUUGGUCUCAUGCAAAUACUGAACGAAUUUAUAUUACGAUUAGGCGCACCGAUACUAUUGGGUGGACUUUUGCGAUACUUCCAGAGGAACGCCACCGAAUCGUACGAGACUGCACUCUUGUACGCGGGUGGGAUCUGUUUAGCAACGGCUAUAAACGUUAUUACGUUUAACCAAGCGAUCUUCGGUGCGUUUCAUGUUGGCGCAAGAAUCAGAGUCGCCGCUUGUUCUGUUGUUUAUCGAAAGGCGCUGCGACUUAGUAAAACGGCGUUAGGCGAGACGGCGCCGGGAAAAGUGGUAAAUUUAGUGGCUAAUGAUGUUAACAGGUUCGAUCUUGUUUCCAUCUUUAUUCACUACAUGUGGUCCGCUCCGCUCUCUGGGUUGAUCAUAGCCUACAUUCUUUACACCGAGGCUGGAUACGCUGGCCUAAUCGGCAUUGCAGCUGUGUUUAUUGUCGUGCCUAUUCAAUCCUACACCGGAAAGCUAUCUUCCAAGUUCAGGCUGCAGACAGCCAUUAAAACCGAUGAAAGGGUACGCCUGAUGGACGAGAUCAUAUCUGGCGUUCAGGUAAUUAAAAUGUACGCGUGGGAGAAGCCGUUCUGUGCUCUGAUUGAGAUGGCCCGGAAAUUGGAGUUGAAAGUGGUCACCAAGAGUUCGUACAUCAGAGGCAUUUACAUGACGUUUAACCUGUUCACUACGAGAAUGGCGCUUUUCUGUACCCUGAUCAGCAUGCUAUUGUUUGGAAACGAGUUGUCGGCUGAUACAGUUUUCGUUUUCUCCUCCUACUUUAACAUAUUGGCGCAGACUAUGUCGGGAAUGUUCGUACGUGGUUUCGCGGAGAUAGCCGAAUGCAUGGUGGCUGUUCGAAGGUUGCAACACUUUUUGAUGUACGAGGAGUUCCAGGAGAAAGGUUUCACGUUGGAUAAGUUGACCGCCAGCCUUAACGGCAGCAUCAACAGCGACAGUAAACAAACAGCCAACAAAUCGUCGCGACAGGAUUUACCCUACAUCGACGACGAGAUAGAUUCCUAUGAGAAUCUCGACGACUCGGCGGAGAAAAGGAGGCACAACGGUCUAGUCGUCGUCGCCAGUGAUUUGCUAAAGAAUACGGCUAAUCUUAUGGAGGAAAGGAAGCGUUCCUCAAUGGUGAACGAAGAGACGUAUGCAGUUAAGAUGAGGAACGUAUCGGCAAAGUGGGAACCAGGUCAAUCGGAGAACACUCUCGAGAACGUAAAUUUGCAGCUCGAAAAAGGGAAAAUGUACGCGGUGAUUGGAAUGGUGGGAGCUGGAAAGAGUUCCUUCUUGUCCGCGAUUCUUGGUGAAAUAGACGUGCCAGAAGGUCAGGUUAAGGUGAACGGGAGUCUAAGCUACGCCGGGCAAGAAGCAUGGGUCUUUGGAUCCACCGUUAGACAGAAUAUACUUUUUGGUCAACCUUACGAACGUCAGCGAUAUCAGAGGGUUAUCAAAGCGUGUUCCCUGGUUCGAGACUUUAAGCAGUUUCCUCGGGGUGAUCAGACAAUCGUCGGAGAAAGGGGUAGUUCCCUGUCGGGUGGACAAAAAGCUAGGAUCAAUUUGGCCAGGUCCCUUUAUAGGCAGGCAGACAUUUAUCUUUUGGACGAUCCUCUGAGUGCUGUGGACACUCACGUCAGCAAGCACCUGUUUGAAGAAUGUAUGCAACGGUACUUGGCUGGCAAGACCAGAAUCUUGGCUACUCAUCAACUGCAAUACGUGAAAAGCGUCGAUUCCAUUUUACUCAUCGAACAAGGAAAAGUAACAGUGCUUGCUAAUUAUCCAGAGUUGUUGAACCAACGGCCAGAGUAUUAUCGUCUUCUGGCUGCGGAGACCGAAACAAACGACGAUUCUUCUUUGGAAAAAAGCGUCAUGAGGAGACAAUUCUCGUCGUCGAGUACCAGAAGUCGAACACCGGAAGCCAGUAGCGGGGGAACAGAUGACGAAGAGGAAGACGAAGAUCCCGAGGUAGUAAAAGAUGGCCUAGAAGGAACAUCCCGUGGAAAGGUGAAGGGAUCGAUCUUCAUAAAAUACUUUCGAACUGGUGCCAAUCUAUGUCUUACCAUUACGGUCUUUUUGCUGUAUCUAGCUACGCAAUGCACUGUCAGUCUCAAUGACUACUUUGUACCUGUCUUGGUGAACGCAGAAGAAGCACGUCAUUAUUCCCUUAUGGAAAAUGCUCUGAAUGCCACCAACGAUUCAAUGAUAGAUACUACUUCAGACGUGUCGUCGAUAUACGGUUACUUGUACAUUUACACGGCCAUAGUACUUGGGAUAUUCUUUAUUGGCAUUAUCAGGUCUUUCUUAUUUUACAAAGUAUGCAUAUUAUGCAGUCAAAAGUUGCACGACAUGGCGUUCAGUGCUCUCAUCAGAACGGGCAUGAGGUUCUUUGAUACAAAUCCCAGCGGACGAAUCCUUAAUCGAUUUUCCAAAGAUAUGGGAGCGAUAGAUGAAUUGUUACCAAAAGCCAUAUUGGACGCUAGCCAAAUAUGCUUGAUGAUGUUCGGAUCCUUGGCAGUAUCUUGCAUGGUCAAUCCCCUUUUCCUAAUUCCCAUAGCGUUCUUGGGUGCUGUUUUCUACUGGAUACGUAAAGUCUUCCUUAAAACCAGCAAGAACAUCAAACGGAUGGAUGGAAUCACUCGUUCCCCUGUGUUUACUCAUUUGAAUGCCACACUGAAUGGACUGACUACCAUCAGAGCGUACUGUGCACAGGACAUACUGAAGCAAGAAUUUGACAAACUGCAAGACGUCCACACCUCCACCAUUUAUAUGUACGUGGUAGCAAGUACUGCGUUUGGAUUUUGCUUGGACAUCUUUUGCUUCCUGUUCACUUCGUUGGUCACUUUCAGUUUCCUUGUACUGGAGCAAGCAUUCUCUGGAGGCGAGGUGGGUUUGGCUAUCACUCAGGUGAUGGCCAUGACCGGUAUGAUUCAAUGGGGAAUGCGACAGAAUGCCGAAGUGGCGAAUCAAAUGAUGUCUGUGGAACGUGUGUUGGAAUACACGCAAAUAGCGCCGGAACCGAAUCUACGCGACAAAGGGAAGUUUGCGAAGAAAACUGAGAAACAAGCGGUCGCACUUCCCGUUAACGCGCCAAAGAACUGGCCUACAGACGGACUACUCAAAUUCAAGAACGUUUACAUGCGAUAUGUUGACGACGAGCCUCCAGUAUUGAAGAAUCUGAAUCUCGUUAUUCGUUCGGGUGAAAAAGUUGGUAUCGUAGGUAGAACAGGCGCUGGGAAAUCGUCCUUAAUAUCUGCCUUAUUCAGAUUAGCCAAGGUCGAGGGAUCGAUCGAGAUCGACGGCAUAGAUACAGGAACUAUUUGCCUGGAAGAUCUGCGACGCAGUAUAUCAAUCAUUCCACAGGAUCCAGUUUUAUUCUCUGGUACAUUGAGACGUAAUUUGGAUCCCUUCAAUGAAUUCUCUGAUAAAGCUUUGUGGGAAGCGCUCGAAGAGGUUGAGUUGAAGGAUGCCGUCAGCACUGCCGGUACAGGACUGGAAAGUCGAGUGUUGGAUAGAGGCAGUAAUUACAGCGUUGGCCAAAGGCAAUUGGUCUGCUUGGCAAGAGCCAUCUUACGAAACAAUCGAAUACUCAUGCUCGACGAGGCAACCGCGAACGUUGAUCCACAAACGGAUGCUUUGAUUCAACACACGAUAAGGAAAAAGUUCGACAAAUGCACUGUACUUACCGUUGCUCAUCGGCUGAACACCAUCAUGGACAGCGAUAAAGUUUUAGUUAUGGAUAAAGGUCGCAUGGCGGAGUACGAUCAUCCACAUAUAUUGCUCCAAAACUCUCAUAGUCAAUUCACUUUGUUAGUAAAGGAAACCGAUCGUUCUAUGUACGACCAAUUAGUUAAAGUAGCAAAACAAUCUUACACUGCCAAACACGGCGAACGAAACGAGAACCUUUUAAGGUGGCGCAUCAACGAAAUAUUUCUCAUUUUCGAUGCAACCGAUCGUAGUUUUCUGAUCACGAGAAUGGAAUCGAAAAACGUGUAUAUGAAAAGGAAUCCUCGUGAAACCGCGAAUCCAAUAAAUCGUUUAUUUUUCGGAUGGACGAAAGAACUAUUUCGAAAAGGUGCUCGUAAAAAUUUGGUACUAACCGAUCUCUACCAUCCACUGACGACGGAUGAAUCUGGCAAACUCGGUGAACGACUAACACGAUCGUGGCUACUCGAGUUGCGGAAAUUAGAUCGAGCGAAAGACGUCGAUAAGAAAUCGACGAGCAAAAAUACUCCCCGAUUGGAGCUAGCUAUGCUGCGCACUUUUUGGGCAGAAUAUUUUCGCGUUGGUUUGUUGACGUUUUUACAAUACGCGGUAUUAGCCGUUCUGCAACCGAUUCUUCAGUCAUGGAUCAUCGGUUACUUCAAAAUCGACGAGGGUACGAACACGACUACCAAAACGGAGGCUCUAAUUUAUGCUGGUUGCCUAGUGAUCUGCAUAAUGGUGAUCGUGUUUAUAAUGCAUCACGCUGACCUAAUGUCACAGCAAGUAGGCAUGAGGCUACGAAUCGCUUGUUCCUCCCUCAUAUACAGUAAAAUACUACGACUCAGCAGAGGAUCCUUAACUCAAACUACAUCCGGUCAGGUCGUGAAUUUCCUCAGCAACGACAUGAGCAGAUUUGAAGAGCUAUGCUACUAUCUGAAUUUCGUUUGGAUCGCACCCUUCCAAAUUAUCAUCAUUGCCGUAAUAAUGUGGCAAAGGAUCGGAAUUUCAACCAUCGUUGGUAUCGGAGCCCUCCUCGUAAUGACAAUUCCGGUCAAUACAGUCUCUGUUCGGGUUAGCCGUAAGCUGCGGGGGAUGAUCGCUAGACUGACAGACAGGAGGGUGCAGUUAAUGAACGAGCUUGUAGCCGGUAUACAGGUGAUCAAAAUGUACGUCUGGGAGAAACCAUUCGCGACGAUCCUGGCCAACAUACGAGCUUCCGAGAUUGCGAAAAUACGUAUAUGGUCGUACGUUCGAGCCACCUACUUGUCCUUCGUGGUGUUCGCUAAUCGUGCUGUCCUCUUCUUCACCCUUCUGUCGUACGUGUCGAUGGGGAACAAGCUGAAACCAGAUACGACGUUCAUGUUAGCAACGUACUAUGAGAUGCUUCAACUAGUGAUAGCAUAUUUCUGCCCACAGGCCUUUAUAGUUUCCGCAGAAGUCAUGGUGUCUCUCAGAAGAAUACAGCAAUUUUUAUUGCUGGAGGAGCAGUCGGAGAAGGAAUGGCCGCCGGUCCCAGCUCACGCGAACGGCUCCCUGAUAUUCAAGAAACGAAAGAAAGAGAAAGAAAUGGAAAAGGUGGAGGCCAUCAAGAUGACGAACGGUUGGUCGAAUACGGCUCCCAAGGAGAACGAACAAAGCGCACCAGUUUCCGUGGAACUGGAACGCGUGUCCGCGAAUUGGAUCCCCAAACAAUUGCCACCAACUUUGUGCCACGUGUCGAUGCACAUUCGUAGCGGGGAAUUGUGCACGCUCGUGGGUACAGUGGGUUCGGGCAAGUCGUCCAUUCUUUAUCUUCUUUUAAAAGAACUUACGGUAGGGGCUGGACGAUUGACCCUGCGAUCUAAUAUAUCCGAGAACGUUCGGUCGAAUAAUCAAGGGUACGUCGCAGACAAUCCAAAUUUGAAGAUUUCUUACGCUAGCCAGGAACCGUGGCUGUUCUCUGGGACCGUCAGAGAGAACAUCCUCUUCGGUCAACCGUUUAACAGAGACAGAUACGUCGCUGUGACGAAAGCAUGUGCCUUGACGAAGGAUUUCCAACAACUGCCUUACGGCGACAUGAGCAACGUGGGCGAAAGUGGAUCGUCUUUGUCUGGGGGACAAAAAGCUCGAGUGAAUCUGGCGAGGGCUGUGUACAAGCAGGCCGAUAUUUAUUUGUUGGACGACCCUCUGAGCGCCGUGGACGCGCGCGUGGCUAAACACCUUUUCGACAAGUGCAUUCAGGAGUUUCUUCAAGGAAAGACGAGAAUCUUGGUCACCCACCAGUUACAGUUCGUCAAACAGGCUGAUAUGAUCGUGGUGUUGGAUCGAGGCUACGUGAAAAUGCAAGGAUCCUACGACGAACUAUCCAACUCAAACAGUGAUUUCGCAGACUUGAUCGACCUUAUUAAAAUGACAACGGAAGCUAGAAAACAAAGCGAGAUCAUAGAUUCGUCGAAUGACCAGCUCUUCGCGGAUAGGAGACUCAGCAGAAAAAGCUGUCGCGGCAGACUUUCGAUAAGGUCUAAUGCCAGUAGUAUGGCAUCCUACAAUUACGAAGACAGCACAUCCUUGCGGGACGGAGAGGAAGAGACGAUAGCAACCGGUAGCCUCUCCAAAUUGUACACAGAAUAUUUCCACCACGGCGGUUCUUAUUUCGCAUUGUUUGCGUUGGUACUCGUGUUCAUUGUGUCCCAAGCAGCCACCAGUGGCAAUGAUUACUGGGUCUCGUAUUGGACGAACCUAGAAGUCGUAAGGAGAUCCGUAACAAAUGGUUCGCAAACGCUGAUCUAUCAAAACAGUUACAUGUUCAACAACACGUUCUUAUCGAGCAUCGUUUCAUUUGACAAAUAUGGCCUCUUAACCACUUCCAACGCCAUAUACAUUUACGCAUUUUGUAUGCUUUCCUGUAUCAUGACCGUAUUCGCAAGGAACAUCUUCUUUAUGAAGGUCUGCACGAUCGCCAACCAAAAUCUUCACAACAAGAUGUUUUCAAAUGUGUUGCAGACGACGUUGUCCUUCUUCCAUAGCAACCCUUCCGGUAGGAUUUUGAACAGAUUCUCAAAGGACGUGGGAGCUAUGGAUGAACAACUGCCAAGAGCAAUAUUGGAAGCGGUUCAAAUAUUCCUCGUAAUCAUAGGUGUCCUUAUUAUGGUGAUGAUCAUGAAUCAUUGGAUGAUCAUUCCACUAGCAAUCCUGGGUAUCCUGUUCUACUUCAUGGGAUUAUUGUAUCUGAGAACAGCGCAGAGUAUCAAGCGUCUCGAGGGCGUAGCAAAGAGUCCUGUAUUCUCGCAUAUAAACGCUACGCUGAGUGGCUUGACGACCAUCAGAACAAGCGGACCCGAAAUUGCGAAGCUAUUGCAGAAGCAAUUCGACGUUCUGCAAAAUGUGCACACCGGUGCAUGGUACAUGACGAUAGUCACACACGUUACGUUUGGUUUGUACUUGGACAUAAUUGCCUGCUUCUUCGUCGCGUGCAUCUGUUUCUCUUUUAUCCUACUGGAUACAGGUGACACGCUUGGAGGGUACGUUGGACUUGCUAUAUCGCAGUCGUUAAUCAUAAUUGGUACUCUGCAAUACGGAGUGAGGCAAAGCGGCGAGAUGGUGUCGCAGAUAACGUCAGUGGAGAGAAUCAUGCAGUACACCCGGCUGCCCAGCGAAGGAUCGUGGGAGAGCGAUAAUCCUCCGCCAUCCGAUUGGCCGGAACACGGUCGCGUGAGCCUGAAAAACGUCAGCAUGAAGUACGAGACAGACGAGCCUCCUGUUUUGAAGAAUCUGAACGUCACGAUAGAGGCAGGAUGGAAGGUCGGCGUAGUAGGCAGAACUGGGGCUGGCAAAUCGUCUCUGAUAUCGGCAUUCUUUCGUUUGUUCAACGAGGGAUUGGAGGGCGAGAUCUCGAUCGAUGGAACGAACACCAGCACGCUGGGUCUGCACGAACUACGCUCGCGGAUAUCGAUUAUCCCUCAGCAACCGUUUCUCUUCUCCGAGUCUCUGCGUUACAAUUUGGACCCGUUGAACAGCUACAAUGACAUGCUGCUGUGGGACAGUCUUCACCAGGUAGAGCUGAACGAUCUCGUUCUGGAUCAGAAGGUGAUGUACAGCGGUAGCAACCUGAGCAUCGGUCAGAGACAAUUGAUAUGCUUGGCCAGGGCGAUCCUGAGAAACAACCGGAUCCUCGUUCUGGACGAAGCCACAGCAAAUAUCGACUCCCAUACGGACGCCUUGAUUCAGAGAACGAUACGUACGAGAUUCGCAAACUGCACUGUCAUAACUAUUGCUCAUCGUUUAAACACUAUCAUCGACAGCGACAGGAUCAUAGUAAUGGAUGCUGGACGCGUCAUGGAGUUCGGUUGUCCUUACACAUUGCUGCGCGACAGACCCAAGGGGAUUUUCUCGCAGAUGGUGGAAAAUACGGGAGUGACAAUGGCACAGACUCUUUACGAGCAGGCAGAAAAGGCUUUUUCAGCAAAGAAUACAGAACAACGAAGCCUCGACUUGACCAGACAGUGCUCCAUCGAAACGGACACGACGGAUAUUAUCGUACAGAGUUCUCUUUGACACGUUGACUGCUAGAUCAAACCUGUAAAAUUUUCUACGAAUUCAAAAUUUUGUUUUUAGACACGCGAAAAAUGUAUUUAAAAAAGAUAAUAAUCAUGUUUGGGAAUAAAAGUGCUAGACUAAGGAAGAAAACAACUAAUCGUAAUAAUACAUGAUCGGUUCUUCGACUAACAAUAAAAGAACUUCAGAUUCGUUAUAUUUAUUUUAAAUUGAAAGUAUCAAUACAAAUGUAUGUUCGACGAAAAUGAAAAAUUAUUCACUCUCUGACCCUAGAUUCCUCGCUUCUGUGAUCGAAAAUAACAGUACUAACAUCAAUUGCGAAUCACUCUGCGAGACUGUUCAAGUAAAUAUAACAAAUGCCGAAGCAUGUAUGCAAAUAAAUCAAUAAAGCGGUGUACUCCGAACAUCUUCGAAUUCCUAUUAAUUUUAUAUUUAUUCGGAUAAAAAGAAAAUUUCGCGACGAAAUAAACUAUUGUGCACAUAGUUUAUCAAUAGUCACGCAGAAUCUAAAAAGAAAAGUAGACGUUUCAGAAAUAUGUACGAUGAAAAUUAUAAUUUUCUCUACAUUGUUUGGGCAACUAUUUCUAUGAUCAAGUAAUCGAUAAUAUUCCUCUUUACUUCUAAAUGAGAUUAUAUGCGAUCUUAUAUCGCACUUAUGUCGUAAAAGGCAAUAAGUUUCUGUACUCCGUUUCGAGAGCGAACUCCUUGAUACAGAUAAAUCGUGUCUGUACUCUACAAACUUUAAACGAAUACGUACACAUUCUGAGUACAAGUCUUUGAAUAUGUAUAUAUCCUAUGUACGUGUAUAAUAUUUAGAUCGUUCGUCUGCUCCUUUUUCUUUCCUUUUUUUUUCAUUUUCUUUUUCAGUAAAUUCGUUACUAAAGUAGAUUCUAAUAAGUAUACUUUUGCUCUCCGUAAAAUGUACUUUUUCUCAAAACUUUAAAUCAAUACGUCUUGGAUUAGAAUAGUUUAGAGGAACGGACGCGCUAUCUGUCGAAUCCUCUACAAAGAUUUCUCUAAUACUUACUACAUAUUGAGCUAUACGGCCUGCAACGAUCCGAGAGCACUCGGAUAUCCGAAUAUUCCGAGCACAACGAUAAAAAUAACACAGCCUAUAUUAAACGAGAACAUGUCACCUUAUUUCCAUACGACGAAAUGAAAAUCACAGAUCGAUUAACAAAAAUAUCGAAUAUAAUGAUUUAUGUAUCUAUA